UACACACACUUCUCUUAUGAUCAUUAUCACCAUAUAUUUCGGCCGUCGACCAUCCCGAAUCAUCCACCUGGUUUUGCAUCUCCAUAACUCCAUUCUUGGUCUCGUAAAGUACGUUACCCUUUUUCAUCAACAUAUAAUUAUACCAUUUAUGUAUCUCCAACCCUUUUCUUCAUCAACAUUCCUUUGCCUUGGGUUGACCUUCCUUCCAUUAGGGUUUCAGGGCAUUUUGUUUUCGGAAUUAGGGUUUCUAGAAUAAUGGAUUUCGGAAUCCUAGUUUCUUCCCUCCAUCACCUUCCCCUCUUCUUUUCCAUCUUCUUUCUCAUUUACUUGACUGCCUACUUGUUCCUCUUCCGAAACUGGACUUCUAAACUCCGGCCCGAAGCUGCCAGCUGUUUGAUCUCACUUGCCCAUGGCACCCCUGCUGUUUUCUUGGCCUCUCAGGCUAUCCUUUCCGACCCCCAUCAUGGCUUUGCCUCACCCAACACCGAUUUUCAAAACUCCGUUCUUGAAUAUAGCAUCGCAUACUUUUUCAUGGAUCUUUGUCAUUAUUUGAUCUUCAACCCUAGCGAUAUCCUCUUCAUAGGCCACCAUUUGGCCACCCUUUUCGUCUUUUUAACCUGUCGAUACCUUGUCUUUCAUGGAGCUUAUGGUAUUUUGAUUUUACUUAUACUGGCGGAGGUCACCAGCUUCAUUCAAAACAUUUGGACGCUGGCCAGUGCGCAGAAAGCCGAUUCUAAAAUUGCAGCCCAGGUGUUCGCUGUUUUGUCACCUCCAUUUUAUGCACUGUAUACUGUUGUUAGAGGUUUCAUGGGACCUCUCUUUGUCUAUAAAAUGCUUGCCUUUUACUUAAGUGGGGCUGCAGAUACUGUGAUUCCUAUGUGGGUUUGGCUUUCUUGGAUUUGUGUUGUUGUUGCAGCCAUUUCAGUUAGUAUACUUUGGAUAUCUAACAGGUGGCUUGAUUUGUACAGAGAGAGACUAGUCAUACUUGAGAAGGAGCAGAAAAUUAGAUAGGAAACACUUUUGAACAUUUGGAGUACAUCCCCUGUAUCAAUCAUCCCUUAAUUUCUAAGAAAAUCAUGUACCCGAUGUUAGCUUUAUGAAAUACUACAAUAAAUGUUACUGGUGGUGCCUUGAAUCUUAUUGUUUUGUGUUUGAAUGCU
Cynara cardunculus var. scolymus (artichoke) is the source of this 1160-nucleotide messenger RNA. RefSeq names its product TLC domain-containing protein At5g14285. The transcript has a single exon. The coding region runs from base 256 to 1011 and encodes 251 amino acids. Gene Ontology annotation, cellular component: membrane. The record is from RefSeq and is a predicted model, not a curated record. NCBI's taxonomy places the organism in Eukaryota, Viridiplantae, Streptophyta, Magnoliopsida, Asterales, Asteraceae.